This is a messenger RNA of Carya illinoinensis, 653 nucleotides long. RefSeq lists its product as uncharacterized. The record is from RefSeq and is a predicted model, not a curated record. NCBI's taxonomy places the organism in Eukaryota, Viridiplantae, Streptophyta, Magnoliopsida, Fagales, Juglandaceae. The transcript is spliced from 4 exons. The coding region runs from base 91 to 471 and encodes 126 amino acids.
UUCAUCGCCCAUGAAUCCAAUAUUUCAUUCUGGCGACGUGGUGAGCGGCACUCUGCACACAGAGAGAGACAGAGAGAGAGAGAGAGAGAGAUGGCUUGGAGCGCGACGAUGAUCGGAGCACUACUGGGACUGGGCACCCAGAUGUACUCAAACGCACUCCGAAAACUCCCUUACAUGCGCCAUCCAUGGGAGCACGUGGUGGGUAUGGGACUCGGGGCCGUCUUCGUUAACCAGCUCGUCAAAUGGGACGCUCAGCUCCAGGAGGACCUCGACAAGAUGCUCGCCAAAGCCAAGGCCGCUAACGAGCGCCGCUACUUCGGUUACAAUUCACUCGUUUUCAAAUCCAGCUGUUUUCUGUGCAACUCUAGAAUCUCUUCUUUGAUGAAGAUGACGAUUAACUUGCUUUUCCAUGGAUUGUGGCAGCUUCAGACAAGGCAUUCUUGUUUUCAGAAAAUGUUGUCUUCAAGUUAGAUGCAUGUUUGCUUUCCAGUUAAUGUUGCUCUGUUCGUAAGGCUGAUAGAACUCUUUCAAGUCAAUACCCAUUUUUACACAAUUAUUUAGAUGCUUUCAUGAUGCUGACUGGCUGAUGUAAAACCUCUGCCAAUAAAAUGAAUCACUUGAGCUACUCUUUCAAGUAAAAACUAUUUUGUAAA